Molecule: messenger RNA, 970 nt
Organism: Gastrolobium bilobum
Lineage: Eukaryota; Viridiplantae; Streptophyta; Magnoliopsida; Fabales; Fabaceae
Product: probable carboxylesterase SOBER1-like
Exons: 6
Coding region: 35-802 (255 amino acids)
Biological process (GO): protein depalmitoylation
Cellular component (GO): cytoplasm
Molecular function (GO): palmitoyl-(protein) hydrolase activity; carboxylic ester hydrolase activity
Source: RefSeq, a predicted model, not a curated record
UUCUAGUUGUAGUUGAUGCCAUGGACGAUUUGAGAUGAAGGUGAUAAAGCCCACUGUUGUGAUUGCAAUCACACUAAGCAGCGUCUUUCUGUUUCUUCUUUUGUUCCCAGAAAAGCCGUCGUCUAGAGAAUCUGAGUCGAUGCCAUUGCCCCCCAUGGCUCGAAGCUUUAUUCUGUGGCUUCACGGUUUGGGUGACUCUGGCCCUGCCAACGAACCCAUCAAGACCUUAUUCACUUCUUCCCAAUUCAGAAACACCAAUUGGUCCUUCCCUUCUGCCCCUUCCGCCCCUGUCACUUGCAAUUAUGGUUCUAUAAUGCCUUCAUGGUUUGACAUUCUUGAGAUUCCUGUGACAGCUGAUUCUCCAAAAGACGAGAGUAGUUUGCUUAAUGCUGUUCGAAAUGUGCAUGCUACUAUAGACAAGGAAAUAGCUGCAGGCAUAAACCCUAACAACGUGUUUAUCUGUGGAUUCAGUCAAGGAGGUGCCUUGACCUUGGCUAGUGUUCUACUGUACCCUAAAACUUUAGGUGGAGGUGCAGUCUUUAGUGGCUGGGUUCCAUUUAAUUCGUCAUCUAUCAUAGAACAAAUUACACCGGAGGCAAAGAGGACACCCAUAUUAUGGUCCCAUGGGCUAGUUGAUAGGACAGUAUUGUUCGAGGCCGGACAAGCAGGUCCCCCCUUCCUUAAACAAGUUAGCGUUGGAUGUGAGUUUAAGGCUUAUCCUGGUCUUGGCCACUCGAUAAACAGCGAGGAGCUGCGGCAUCUCGAGUCCUGGAUCAAGUCACGCCUAAGUAGUUCUUCCUAAUAGUUAUUUCAGCCUAUAUCGUAUACUUAACAACUCAAUAAUUUGCAUGUAUGGACCCCUUGAUCAGUUGACCCAUUUGCAUUUUAUUAUUGCUCUUGCUGAUGUUUAACAGGAAUCGAAAUCGUUAGCUUUUACCGCCCCCGCCCCCCCUGCGUCGCUUUCUCUCUC